GAAAGGAGCUAGAGCAAAUCUUGAGUCACAAGACUUAAAUAUAAAUUAUUAAAAAUAUACAGUAGGGGCCAAAAUUAUAAAACAGAUACAAAGGCAAUGGCGAUUGUUGAAUUUCAAAUUCAUUAAACUUCUUAAAAUGGAAACUUCUUAAAAUGACGAGAAACGACUCGUCAUGGAAACGGCCACCAACAUUUUUGUGGAAAGCUUCGACGACUCGGAUGUUGUAUCCCAAAAUUCAGAAUCGCAAGUCUACAACGUGCUGAAAAACCUUCUCGUCUCUUCGAGGACAACCAUCAAAGAGCAGAGCGACAAAAUGUGGGAAUCUGUUUUCUGGAACGAAGACAACUACCGGCCAGACAAGACGAGCAAAACACUAAACGAAAUGUACAGCAAAUUGGACACGGAAAAUCAGAAAAAGAUGGCGGAUUCUUAUCAAAAGUCCAACAAAGUUGGGGGAAAAGUGGAGGCAAAAAUUCUAGAGAUAUUUUCUGCAGGCGGGGAAUUCAAUAAAGAAUUUGCUGAACACGGAAUGACGACAAAAGAGGAUCUAGACAAGUUCUACCACGAGAGUAAAGACCACGUCGUUUGGGAUGGCGAAAAAUUCACUCCAAAACCGUUGGUGCUUAGCAGAAUCAACUUGUCUCGACUGCAAGACACGCAAUCGCUGAACGCGUUAGUCUUCUGCUGAACGUAGUAGUCUUCGUUAGCAACGAUGGAAUAUUCAUCGCUCGUAGGCCGGGGAAAUAUUUCUUUGCAUUUUCCGGCCAAUGUGACAAAAGAAUAAUACGCAUUAGUUUACAAUUUAAAAAGAAAGAUUCUUGGUCUACCAUCGAAAAUGUAUCAUGUAUAGAAAACGAAACCUUCUUGCUCAAAUCCAUCUUACAACUCGACAAAGACGACCAAAUUUGGAUUUAUGCGGACGUGAAAAAAGUUAAUACGAAGGGAGGGAUGAAAACAAAGCCAGGCCAUUUUGACAGUUUUGUCGGUUUGCAACUCGAGGAAGACAUAUUUCCGUAAUUCGAGUAGCGUCGGUUAGUGAACCGCUGUCAAAAUGAGGGCCUAUCAGUUUAAAUGACGUUUGCAUAAAGAUCGUUAAAGAGACGACUUUGUUGUGUAAAAUUGAUCCGCACUCAACCGGCACGUAAAAGCCAUAAAUAAACGGAUAUGCGGUGCUUUUUUCCUUUAAAUUCUUAAGCCUUAGAAGAGAACGCAAAGCAACAACCAUAAGCGCCUCUCGCUUGUUUAGGAAAAAACACACCGAUGAAGGCAGGAAGAAAAAAAAAGCUUGAAAGGAAAAAGGACUAUCACGCACGAAGGUCAAACCUGCUAAAAGCUUGUGCAAAGCUUAAUGAUUAUGCGAUACACAAUCAAACAAAAGGCUUCACCGUGCUUGUACCGAUGCCAUAAUGCGUCUAAAACUCGAAUAUCCUAAACAUUUUGAAGGUAAUGCACUUACCG
Molecule: messenger RNA, 1458 nt
Organism: Daphnia magna
Lineage: Eukaryota; Metazoa; Arthropoda; Branchiopoda; Diplostraca; Daphniidae
Exons: 1
Coding region: 173-688 (171 amino acids)
Source: RefSeq, a predicted model, not a curated record